Molecule: messenger RNA, 3581 nt
Organism: Antechinus flavipes (yellow-footed antechinus)
Lineage: Eukaryota; Metazoa; Chordata; Mammalia; Dasyuromorphia; Dasyuridae
Gene: SCYL3
Product: SCY1 like pseudokinase 3
Exons: 13
Coding region: 899-2962 (687 amino acids)
Biological process (GO): protein phosphorylation
Molecular function (GO): ATP binding; protein kinase activity
Source: RefSeq, a predicted model, not a curated record
CCAACGACGGGAGGUGGCCUCCGUGCGGCCUGACUGGGCUCUUGGAGUCCAUUUCGGCGCCGAGAGGCGCUCGGAUCUUCGAGACCGCGACAGAGUUUAAGAAAUGAUUAUUUAUUUGAAAAUCUAGGAAAAGUUAGCGCAACACAGAGCGGAAAGGGUAAAGGAGCAGAGGAGGGGUUGGGACGACGAGGUCCCGCCCUCAGGAGCAGGCUCACCUGCGGAAAGCACCUCCCGGCCAGUCCCCGCGGAACUAUCGCAGCCAGGAGUCGCUCUGAAAUGCCUGCCCGAACUCAUCAUGGCGGGCAAAACAUUAGUCGUUUCGCACAGAACUACGGUCCUGGCAGAUGAACCAAUGGAAGGGCGGGAGAUGUACCACGGUCCCUCCCUCUUCCCUACGACGUGUAGCGAGGAGACCGGACAGCCAUCUUAGGUUCGGGCGGAAGUGGCCCUUGGAAUCUGAGUGCAGUGGAAGAGAGCCUCCGGAGAUCCCUUUCGGGGCGAGGCCUGAUUCAAAGUAACCGUCUCCAUCGGCCACAGUGAGGAGCAGGGGGGACGGCGCCCGUCCUGAACUGGGCGUCCCCGUCCCAGGGCUACGGGGCGAGCACCGCUUUAGCGCGGUUCCGGGCGCAGCCGCUUCUCUAGUGAGCCGGAGGGACAGAGGCCGGCGUUCUGUCCCGUUUCCGGGGGCGUCUCUAUGGUGUCGGCUGGACCGAACCCCAGUCAGUGGGCUCAGGGGCCGCAGCCUGGCGGGGCCGGCAGAAGGUCAGGGGUCAUAGGUGUCUUUGGUGGCACAGUACAGACUGUCCGGAGCCGAUACCCUCCGUCUCUUGGCGCUGUCGCCCCCGCAGGUCUGUGUUUCUGAGAAGAAACCCCACCUCAGCUUCACUGCUCACAAGGUAUGGGAUCUGAGAACAGUGCUUUAAAGAGCUACACCCUUCAAGAACCGCCCUUCAGCCUCCCUGCUGGACUGGUUGUUUAUCCAGCCGUGCUACAAGAUGGCAAGCUUGCCUCGGUUUUUGUAUACAAGAGAGAAAAUGAAGACAAGGUUAAUAAAGCUGCCAAGCACUUGAAGACCCUGCGCCAUCCCUGCUUGCUGCGGUUCCUGUCUUGCACUGUGGACACCAAUGGCAUCCACCUAGUCACUGAAAGAGUGCAGCCUCUUGCUGUGGCUCUGGAAACACUAUCUGCCGCAGAGCUCUGUGCUGGCAUCUAUGAUAUACUGCUGGCUCUCAUUUUCCUUCAUGACAGAGGAAACCUAACGCACAACAAUGUCUGUUUGUCAUCUGUGUUUGUAAGUGAGGAUGGGCACUGGAAGCUAGGAGGAAUGGAAACAGUCUGUAAGGUCUCUGAAGCCACGCCAGAGUUUCUGAGAAGCAUUCAGUCAUUAAGAGACCAAACAUCUGUCCCUCCUGAAGAAAAGUCUGCAGAAUUUAGAACUUUGCAAAAGACAAAUGGACAUGCUCGGGAUGCCUAUUCAUUUGGAAUAAUGGUGGAAAGUUUGCUCACAAUCUUAAGUGAACAAGUUUCAGCAGAUAGUCUGUCAGGCUUUCAGCAGACCUUGCGUUCGAUGCUCUUGAACUCUGAUCCAGAGGGUCGCCCAGCACUCUGUACCUUACUGUCUCAUGACUUCUUUAGAAAUGAUUUCCUAGAAGUUGUGAAUUUCUUGAAGAGUUUAACAUUAAAGAGUGAAGAAGAAAAAACUGAAUUUUUCAAAUUUCUGCUUGAUAGAGUGAGUGGUUUGUCUGAGGAACUGAUAGCUUCCAGGUUGGUCCCUCUAUUGCUUAACCAACUGGUAUUUGCAGAACCAGUAGCUGUCAAGAGUUUUCUUCCUCACUUACUUGGCCCAAAGAAAGAUAAGCAGGGAGAAAAGCGGACAGGCUGUUUGCUUUCACCAGCUCUGUUUCAAACCCGAGUGAUCCCUGUGCUUCUAAAGCUGUUUGAAGUUCACGAAGAACAUGUCCGGAUGGUGCUUCUGUCUCACAUAGAUGCCUAUGCAAAGUACUUCACUCAGGAGCAGCUGAAAAAAAUUAUCUUGCCACAGGUUUUGCUGGGCCUGCGUGAUACCAAUGAUUCCAUUGUAGCCAUAACCCUUCACAGCCUGGCUGUGCUGGUUUCUCUACUUGGACCAGAGGUUGUUGUGGGAGGAGAAAGAACCAAGAUAUUCAAACGCACAGCACCAAGUUUCACCAAAACAGUUGAUGUUUCUCCAGAAGGUGACGAAGCUCCUCAGCCUAUUCACCUCUCCAUGAAUGGAGUUCCACCAAUGAGAAGUGCUUCAGGAGAUAGUACAAACUUUGCUUCAAAUUCUAAAAAAUCAGGAGAAGAAUGGCCAGACUGGAGUGAGCCUGAGGAACCCAAUGAGAACCAGACGGUCAGCAUACAGGUAUGGCCUGUAGAGUCAUGUGACAAUCCAAGGCCUCAAUUUACUAAUUUGACUGAAGAGGAGACUUGGGAUGAUUUUGAGCCUACCGAUCCUAAAGCAUCUCCAGGGAAUGGCGUUAGUACUGCAAGAGAACUGAAGCAAGAUCCUGUUGUUGUUCUUCCACACAAAGAGGCCGAGACUCUAAAAGUGAACCUACCCCUAAAAGCUAAUCUACCCUUAAAAGCUGAUCCCCCAGGAAGCUGGGAUAAUUUAAAACAAAUGAAAUUGCCACAAGAGAGGGUUCUUAAAGCUCCAUCUGGAUUCGGUUUAGGAGAAGAAUAUACUAUUCAAGUGAAAAAAAAACCAAUGCAAGAUCCUGAGUUGGACUGGUUUGCUGAUAUGAUCCCAGAAAUUAAGCCUUCAGAAGCUUUCCUAAUUUUACCUGAACUGAGAACAGAGAGGAGAGUUCCCCAAGAUGAUGUCUUGCCUACUCUGCAGUUUUCGUCAAAAUUUGCUGCAACUGAAGCUACUGAGGGAGAAGCUGAAGGCUGGGGAGAAGAAGAGGAAUUAAAUUGGGAAGAAGAUGAUAGUAGCUGGUGAUAACUAACAUAAUGUGGACUCUAGAAAUAUUUUCUAUGUUGGUUUUACAAAUUAUUACCUCAACAGCAGGCACCUAACAGAAAGGUCACGAUGACCCAAACAGAGCCUAUUUUUCCUGUACCAGGAAGCUUUCCUUUCCCCAGUUUGUGCCAACUGCUGUGAGUAACUGAGACCUAUGCUAAAAGCCAUGGGUUAGAAAUAAAGUUCACACCACUGGAUUCUAGGAGAAAGGACCUUUUGGAUCUGAGGCCAGAUUCCAUGAAGAGUUAAGUGGCUGUGGAAAGUAAAAGUUGUAUUUUUUAUUUUUCCAGGACAAUUCUAGAAAACUGAAGAUAAUAAAUACAAAAAUUUUAGUUUCUAACUUAAUUUUGUGCCAUUUUUUUUUUCAAAAGCCAGAAGAAUAAGCCCCACUUUUAAUGGCUCAUUUAGAGCAUGGAUGAAAUAUUUUAGAUAAUUGAGCAACUUAUUUAUUUAUUUAUAUGUAAGCCUGUAUGAUGAGGUCCUAUGUGAACCUGGCCCCUGUGUGGACUGUUCUAAAAGACACCAAAGUUCUUAAUGAGGACAUUACUUCUAAUCUCUAAACAUGACCAAUAAAAAUUAUUUUCAAGUCUGUUCUCAA